CUUGUCAGUUCAUAUUAACCGUAAACGGACAAGUGCCUUGAACUACGGCGCCGCUCGCAGUGCCUCCAUCAGGCUUAGAAAAAUAAUCGAUCGAACAAGCGACGGCAGCACACCGCACUGCUCACAACUCUCAUCAUCAUUUUUAACGACGAGGAGGAUGGAAGCAGCGAUAGUGACAGAGACAUCGACGACAACGACUGGUCUGGUUCUAAAUGAUUCUCCAACUGUUGCACCGCAACGGUCCACAGUGACCAUUUUAGGAUCCUUUCUUCGACGCCCAAGAGGAACUUCUACUUCACACCCACAACAACAAUCACAACCAGAUUCACCUCCCUCUCCAACAGUCCCGCCAACAAACUUAAGACGACGAAGUUUUGCACCUUCAAUAAACAUAUCAUCAAAUAAUACGAACCUUGGUCCAAUUUCAAACAUACUGCGCCGCAGGCGGUCAGCUGGUACCGUCAACAACCAACCCGCUUCAUCCACCAUGCCCGCCGCCCAACCUCUCCUCCGUGCAACCACAUUCUCCAAUAACAACAGCAACCAAACCCAUCGUAUCCGCCUGGUCCCCCACCUCGACUCCCGCCGCACGCUCCGCUUUGAACCCAUAACCCGUGACCUCAAGGAUAACGACACCCCCCUCCGCAUCGGCCGCUUCACAGAUCGCUCAGGAAUCGGUCUCGCAGCAGUAAACGCCCUAAACACUAACAAACUCGCUUUCAAGAGCAAAGUCGUCUCUCGCGCCCAUGCUGAGAUAUGGGCUGACAACGGCAAAUUCUAUAUCAAAGAUACGAAAUCUUCUUCCGGGACUUUCCUCAAUCAUCUACGACUUAGUCCUGCGGGCUCGGAGAGUAAACCCCAUCAACUUAAAGAUGGCGAUAUCGUUCAGCUGGGCGUCGAUUAUCAAGGAGGCACCGAGGAUAUCUACAAGUCCGUAAAGAUUAGGAUCGAGGUAGGCAGGGAAUGGCAGGCUGCUCCAAAUGCUUUCAACACAAACGCCCUCUCACAACUUCGCUCCCUCUCCGCAGACCCCCACACCCAACCACCAAACGCCAUCACCCAUGGGAAGAAACGAAUGCCAAAGACUAACAUCCCCGAUUGUUGUAUCUGCCUAUUCGCAGUCACAAUCCGCCAAGCCCUUUUCAUAGCCCCAUGCAGCCACGCCUUCCACUACAAAUGCAUCCGCCCCCUCCUCGAAGCCCACACCUCCGCAUUCAGCUGUCCCCUCUGUCGCACAUUCGCAGAUCUCGACGAAGACGUCGAAGUCGACGCCGAGCUUGAACCAGAAGCUGAAAUCGAAGUCAUUUCAUCGCCUGAGGAAGACGACGAAGAAGAGGGGGGAGGGGAGAAGGAUAAGCUGGCCCCUCCGAUGGUGAGAGAUGGAGCUGAGACAGAGGUGGAGGGCGAUGCGAGGGGUACGCGCGCUAGGAUACGGACUGCGGGGCAUAUCGUUCAUCCUCAAUCACAACAACAGCCAAACCCAAAUCCACAAUGUCAAUCACACCCGUGCCCAACCGCCCAAUCCCAUUCACCCCAUGACGACGCAGAUAUCGACGAAGAGAUGAUGGAUCUGAUAGAUAUCGAUGUCGAUUCAGAUGAGGGAGAUGUAGAUGUGGGGGUGUUUGUGAGGGGUGGGAAUGGCAGCGGGAGUGGGAGCGGCAAUGGGAGUACGGAGGGGAUGGGUAUCGAGAGCGGGAUGGGAGGAGUGGCGAUGGUGGUGGAUGGGGAAGCCGUUAUCAGUGGGAAACGGAAACGUUGACACUCUGUGUCGAUGGCGCUUGUAUAAUCAUGCGUUGCCUUUCUUUCCUUUCUUUUCCUUUGUUCUUUGUUCCUCACCUCAAGCGGCCGGAAUCCGAAGAUUAUCUUAUUUUGUUGUUGUUGUUCAUCAUAUCUGGAGCUCAGCCUACUAUGGUUUUGUACACGUAGCCUUGACAUCGCAUGGUAUUUUGCAUGCAUGAACGUUCAUCACAAGUUAUACAUACUCUUACAUAGGUUCCAAACAGUUUCAUACGUUUAUCACUUUACAUACAUACAUACUCACUCCCUUCAUUCUCCGUUUUCGUUCCUCCUUGAUAUUAUCAUACACACACAUUCGUUCUUUUAUUCAAAUACUCUUUACGACGAAUUGUUAAUUAAGCUUAUUGUAACGUCUAUGCGAGUUGAGUUGAGUCGUGGAUUUGGACUAAUCGCCG
Suillus subalutaceus is the source of this 2192-nucleotide messenger RNA. Its product is annotated as SMAD/FHA domain-containing protein. The coding region runs from base 158 to 1759 and encodes 533 amino acids. The record is from RefSeq and is a predicted model, not a curated record. Gene Ontology annotation, cellular component: cytosol; ubiquitin ligase complex; mitotic spindle pole body. NCBI's taxonomy places the organism in Eukaryota, Fungi, Basidiomycota, Agaricomycetes, Boletales, Suillaceae. The transcript is spliced from 3 exons. Gene Ontology annotation, biological process: mitotic spindle assembly checkpoint signaling; negative regulation of septation initiation signaling; protein ubiquitination. Gene Ontology annotation, molecular function: protein binding; ubiquitin protein ligase activity.